This is a messenger RNA of Dentiscutata heterogama, 121 nucleotides long. The record is from the annotation of a GenBank genome assembly. NCBI's taxonomy places the organism in Eukaryota, Fungi, Glomeromycota, Glomeromycetes, Diversisporales, Gigasporaceae.
UAAGCUGAAUAAUUCAAGUGAGUUGGAUAAUUCAAAUAUAUCAGAUAAUUCAAAUGAGUUGGAAGAUGAGUUAGAAAUUAUCAACCUUUGUGAUGACAAUAACGAAGAAGGCCAAAGAUAA